Messenger RNA from Aegilops tauschii subsp. strangulata, 1078 nucleotides. RefSeq names its product annexin-like protein RJ4. Lineage: Eukaryota; Viridiplantae; Streptophyta; Magnoliopsida; Poales; Poaceae. Gene Ontology annotation, biological process: response to heat; response to cold; response to water deprivation. The record is from RefSeq and is a predicted model, not a curated record. Gene Ontology annotation, cellular component: plasma membrane; cytoplasm. Gene Ontology annotation, molecular function: phosphatidylserine binding; calcium-dependent phospholipid binding; calcium ion binding.
ACCCAUGGUUUUUAUGCUCACUAACUUUUAUUUUGGUGUUUCUUUUUCAGAGAUCGCCUCCAUAUAAAUGCCAGCGGAGCAUGCGUGCUGGUGAAAUCAGAUUUGCAGGAGAAGAACGAGAGCGAUGGCCACGAUCACAGUUCCUCAAGUUGUCCCUUCUCCGGUUGAAGAUGCUGAGGCGCUCAUGAAGGCCUUCCAAGGAUGGGGCACUGACGAGCAGGCAGUGAUCUACAUACUAGCUCACCGGGACGCGGCGCAGAGGAAGCUGAUCCGGCUGGCGUACGAAGAGAAAUACGACGAGCGCCUCACCGACCGGCUCGAAUCAGAGCUCUCCGGCGAUCUUCAGACGGCGAUGGGCUACUGGGUACUCGACCCCACGGAGAGGCAGGCCGUGAUCGCCAACGCCGCCACGAAAUGCAUCGACGAGGAGUACCCCGUGAUCGUGGAGAUCGCCUGCGCCAACUCGCCCGCCGAGCUCCUGGAAGUGAAGCGGGCCUACCACGCCAUCUACAAGCGCUCGCUGGAGGAAGACGUCGCCGCUGGCGCCACGGGAAACCUCCGCAAUCUCUUGGUCGCUCUGGUGAGCGCCUACAGGUACGACGGCGAUGAGGUGAACGGCGGGCUAGCGAGGUCGGAGGCGAAGAUCAUUCAAGCGGACGUGAAAAACGGCGUCACGGCGGAUCACGGGGAGCUCAUCAGGGUCCUAGGCACCAGGAGCAGAGCCCAGCUCGGCGCCACGUUCAACUGCUUCAGAGAUGAGCACGGCACCACCGUCACCAAGGCCCUGCUGCAUGCCCCCGACACGACGGGCUACGCGCGUGCGCUGCGGACCGCGGCGAGGUGCAUCGCCGACACAGACAAGUACUUCGCCAAGGUCCUGAGGAACGCGAUGCACAAGUCGGGGACCGACGAGGAGAGCCUGCUCCGGGUGGUGGUGAUGCGCGCGGAGAAGGACCUCAGGGGCAUCAAAGACGAGUUCCACAAGAGGGCGUCGGUUGCCCUGGAGCAAGCCAUCGCCAAGGAAACCUCCGGUGACUUCAAGACCUUCAUCACGGCUCUUGUUGGGACUAGCCAAUAA